This is a messenger RNA of Lolium perenne, 2224 nucleotides long. RefSeq lists its product as uncharacterized. Gene Ontology annotation, molecular function: zinc ion binding; nucleic acid binding. Lineage: Eukaryota; Viridiplantae; Streptophyta; Magnoliopsida; Poales; Poaceae. The record is from RefSeq and is a predicted model, not a curated record.
AAAUUUGCUACGGGACACCGUUAUUCUUCGGUCUUUGCUAAAACACACUAGUAAAACGUGUCUUUGCCUAGUACCAUUAUAAUUUUGAAUACGUUUGCUGAAACACACCACAUGACCCAAAACGGAAAUAUUUAUUUUUUUAUUGCAAAAUUACCAGAUUAUUGAGAAUUAAACCGGUUUUCCUUCUCAUCUAGUUAGACAAAAGAAAAAAACCAACCAGACUUUGGUUUUAAUUCCAUACGGGUAGGGAUGAAGGGGAGGAAGCCCUGCAUCUGUAUCAGCUACGAGCCCUAGUGAGAUUUACGAACCGCCGUCCUCCAUCUUGCCGGCCGCCGCCGGCGAGCACGCGUACGUCGUCCCCGACGACACCUCUGUACCUGGAUCGUCCCCGACGACACCUCUGUAUCUGCAUCGUCCGCGCCUCACGUCCACACCAUCGGCGACCGGCCGAAGAGACGCAAGGUGCCGCGCCGUCCAGGAGGGGUCCGGGGACCGGCGCCCUCGGCCGCACUCGCCGGCGCCCUCGCGUUCGACAACAAUCUGCUGGCAGCCAUGGAUGGCGACACAGCCUGGGUGCCCGAAGGGAUGGAUUGUAGUUCAGCUACCAGAAUUGAUGUCCGGGUGUGUGCAUAUGCUGAAUUUUGCGAUAAUGGCACACAAGUAUGGCAUCCAACUAGAGAUGAACUGAAAGUUGUAGACAGGGAUUGUGUCAAUUUCAAAGAUUUCAGCGAAGAACUUGAUCAAGAAAUAAAUCAUGGGCUAAGUCAGAAGUUGUUAAUCACUUAUUGGGAUAAAGUUAGGCAGUCUUUUGCAGAAAUCAACCAUGACACUUUGUUGUUGACUGCGAUACACAUGUAUUGGGAUGAAAGGAGGCUUCCUAUUAUGGUUUCCGUUGUUUCCAAAGGGGAUAGUUCUACAUCUUCUUGUGCGCCACAUCUAACUGAUCCCUUAAUUCAAGUUGAUAAACCAGAACAUCAGCCUCAUAAUGACCAUGAGUCUUCUAGCAGCGACGAACCACCUGUUUUUGAUGAUUGGGUUGAUGCGGAAGUUGAGUAUGUUGGCGUAGAUGAUGAGUGUGAAUACAAAGAGUUGCUAACUGACUCUGAUGAAUCUAACUUAGAUGAUGGGUAUGAUUCCGGUGAGUCAUUUCAUGAUGACCUAGUUGUGGAUGACACAGUUGGGUGUGAGACCAUUGUCCAUGUGACAGAUUUUGAGAACCCCAAAAUUGAAGUUGGUGUUACAUUUGAAGAUGGUAAAUGCUUUAAGAAAGCAAUUAGGCAAUUGCAGUAAAGGCUGAAUAUGAAAUUGCAGCUCCAUAUUCCGAGGCAACAAGGUACAGGGGCCGAUGACAGAUAGGCAGCAGUGGCCGAAGGUAGACCCUGGCUUUAAACUUUGGCCCCCUAUUCUAAAACGUGCAGCUGGAAGGCCAAGGACAAGAAGAUACAAAGGAUGGGAAGAAGGGGGAAAGGGACGCAGAACUGUCACGUGCAAACGUUGCCAUCAAAAGGGCCACAUGAAGAAAACUUGCAAUGAGACCGUUCUUGAUCCGAAUGCACCUCCACCUGCACCACCUAAACCGAAGAGAGUAAGGAAAAGGAGCAAGAAAGCAGUUGAAGUUCAACCACAAUCUAAACAGACUGAAGCACCAUCUACACACAUUGAAUCAUCAUCUCUGGAUAUUAAUACUACACCCUCGAAGGCUCAGGCUCCAUCCAUGGAUAUUAGUAGCCCAAUGACACGGAGCCGUAAGCGGCAAUUAGAUCUUGAUUCUGCGGCUAUACAAGGAAUGUGCACACCAACAAAACAACUUGCUUGUACCGAUGAUACCAACAAUAGCCCCAUGACAAGAAGCCGCAAGAAACAAUCGGGGUUGGAGGCAGCUAAGUCGAAAGUUCCUGCUAAGCCUAAAGUCAUGAAGAAAACAACUCGCAAGUUGGAGGUCAAAAGAGCCAAAAAGUAAAGCUCAAUAUGAUUUGCCAUAUGUAAUAGAGCGAAUAUAUACACGAUCUGUUACUUUUGCUAGUUGAACUCAUAUAGGAUAUAUACACGAUGUGUUACUUUUGCUAGUUGAACUCAUAUGGGAUAUAUACACGAUCUGUUACUUUUGCCCCACAGCAUGUUGAGUCUGGAACCAUGUCAAUCUGCUCGGUUAUGUUCAAAACCAUGUCAAUCUGCUCGGAUAUGUUCAACCUCUGAAUUUAUGGGAUGUGUUGAGCAUUUUAAA